Molecule: messenger RNA, 3512 nt
Organism: Saimiri boliviensis boliviensis (Bolivian squirrel monkey)
Lineage: Eukaryota; Metazoa; Chordata; Mammalia; Primates; Cebidae
Gene: TRIM39
Product: tripartite motif containing 39
Molecular function (GO): zinc ion binding; protein binding
Source: RefSeq, a predicted model, not a curated record
CGGCGGCGCCUGGCCGGCGUCGGGGCCUGGAGCCGGGACGAGGCAGGCUCGCCGGCCGGGGCGUCCACCAGCGCCCUGCGGGCAAUGGGCUUCAGCGCCCGAGCGCGCGCAUGCGCGGGCCUGCUUCUGCAGAGGCUUCCUCGGGUCACCUGGACGCCGGCAUCUCGGCCACCUGCCCCUCCGGGUCCCUUCUCGCCCUUGACGCCUCCCGCUGGUUCUCAUCGCCAGGCCUCUUUCUUCUUCUUCCGCAGGCACCUCUAGACCCGGCCGCGACCGCCCGCCGACACCCUGGGUGCCGCUGACACGAGCCUCGGUGCGGCUUCCGCUUCCGGCGAGUAUUGUGUGUCGCGCCGCGGGCGGGGGCGAGGGGAGGAGGAAGGAGGGAGGCAGCGCUCCGGCGGCUCCGCGCCCCGCACUCCCGGACCCGAAGCCGGGAAGAAGCACAUGCCAAACUAGGAUACAGUGAUCUGGAACUAUUGGUUCUAAGAUACAAGUGGAAUGAGCCUGGAUCAGAAGAAGUAUGCUGAGCUAGAGUUGAAGAAAGCUUCUCUUUCUAACGAGAAAGCAGAGUUAAAUUAUGGCAGAGACAAGUCUGUUAGAGGCUGGGGCCUCUGCAGCCUCCACAGCUGCAGCUUUGGAGAACUUACAGGUGGAGGCAAGCUGCUCUGUGUGCCUGGAAUAUCUGAAGGAGCCUGUCAUCAUUGAGUGUGGGCACAACUUCUGCAAAGCUUGCAUCACCCGCUGGUGGGAGGACCUAGAGAGGGACUUUCCUUGUCCUGUCUGUCGAAAGACAUCGCGCUACCGCAGUCUCCGGCCUAAUCGGCAACUAGGCAGUAUGGUAGAAAUUGCCAAGCAGCUGCAGGCCGUCAAGCGGAAGAUCCGGGAUGAGAGCCUCUGCCCCCAACACCAUGAAGCCCUUAGCCUUUUCUGUUAUGAGGACCAGGAGGCUGUAUGCUUGAUAUGUGCAAUUUCCCACACCCACCGGGCCCACACCGUUGUGCCACUGGACGACGCUACACAGGAGUACAAGGAAAAACUGCAGAAGUGUCUGGAGCCCUUGGAACAAAAGCUGCAGGAGAUCACUCGCUGCAAGUCCUCUGAGGAGAAGAAGCCUACUGAGCUCAAGAGACUAGUGGAAAGUCGCCGACAGCAGAUCUUAAGAGAGUUUGAAGAGCUUCAUAGGCGGCUGGAUGAAGAGCAGCAGGUGUUGCUUUCACGACUAGAAGAAGAAGAACAGGACAUUCUGCAGCGACUCCGAGAAAAUGCUGCUCACCUUGGGGACAAGCGCCGGGACCUGGCCCACUUGGCUGCUGAGGUGGAGGGCAAGUGCUUACAGUCGGGCUUCGAGAUGCUUAAGGAUGUCAAAAGUACCCUGGAAAAAUGUGAGAAGGUGAAGACCAUGGAGGUGACUUCAGUAUCCAUAGAGCUGGAAAAGAACUUCAGCAAUUUCCCCCGACAGUACUUUGCCCUAAGGAAAAUCCUUAAACAGCUAAUUGCGGAUGUGACCCUGGAUCCUGAGACGGCUCAUCCUAACCUAGUCCUCUCGGAGGAUCGUAAGAGUGUCAAGUUCGUGGAGACAAGACUCCGGGAUCUUCCUGAUACACCAAGGCGUUUCACCUUCUACCCUUGCGUCCUGGCUACUGAGGGUUUCACCUCAGGUCGACACUACUGGGAGGUGGAGGUGGGCGACAAGACCCACUGGGCAGUGGGUGUGUGCCGGGACUCCGUGAGCCGAAAGGGCGAGUUGACUCCACUCCCUGAGACUGGUUACUGGCGGGUGCGGUUAUGGAAUGGGGACAAAUACGCGGCCACCACCACACCUUUUACCCCUUUGCACAUCAAGGUGAAACCCAAGCGGGUAGGCAUAUUCCUAGACUAUGAGGCCGGCACACUGUCUUUCUACAAUGUCACAGACCGCUCUCAUAUCUACACCUUCACUGAUACUUUUACUGAGAAACUUUGGCCCCUCUUCUACCCGGGCAUCCGGGCUGGACGGAAGAAUGCUGCACCACUUACCAUCAGACCCCCAACAGAUUGGGAGUGACAGGUUGGGAUGUGGGAAUAACUGGGGUGAGGCAGGGUCAAGUGCUACGGGCCUCCUUCCUGUGUCCUGCUGGAACGUCUUCGUGUCCACCUGGUUCCAGUCCUGAAUCAUCUUGGAGAAACACCUCAGUUUCUAGGAUGGUUUCGUGUGGAAGGGGAGGCAGGACUGGGCUGGAUGAGAGAGCACAGCUGUGUCUCCCUCCUGUCAGGGCAAGGAGCUGGUUCCCAGAGGAUUAUCUGCCCUGAAGUCCAUCAGGUUUUCUGUUGCACAAGGACGGGUUGGGAAGGAAGGAGAGGCUUUUCCAGAAACAAAAAAAAAUCUGUGAGGGUCUGACUUUCUCAAACCAGAGGAGGAAACAGAAACCCCUGCACAUCUUUUAGGGGGUUCUUUGACCCAGGAUAGUCUUGCUUCUUGAGGUAGAUCACAGGAGUCUGUGUACCUCUAAAUUAAAGAAAGAUGAAUGACAGAUGCUCUCAUGGGUCUUAACGUUGAGGAGUUUUUCUGAGGGCAGAUGUUGGACAUCAACAAGGUUAGAAGGAAGGUCAGGGAAAUGGGUUAAAGGAACAAGUUCCUAGAGAUUAAUGAAGGGGAGAGAGGUUUCUUUGGUCUUCCAUUCCAAGGGUAAGAUUGCCAUUAUGGGUAGUAUUGGCCAGGGGUAGGAAUGUGGAAAGCAGAGGCUGAAAAGAAAGCAGAGGAGAACCCAGGUCCCUGCCUCAGCCUUCAGCAGAGUUGGCUGAUUGCCUGCCUCUUUACACCAAGAAGUCAGUCACCUCGCUCCUCUCUAGAGCCAAGGUAGAAGAGAUCCUGCAAGACAUAUCUAUCCUUUCACAGUUUUCAAGGGAAAUUGGAAAGGAGAGUCAGGUAUUAGAGGAAAGAGUAUUUGUAUCCAAAGCCCUGGCCGUAAAGAAUGUUAUGAAGUAGCUGCUCCCAAAUUGUCAGCCUUGUUACCUGGCCAAGGUGUCCAAGCCAGAAAGGAAGAAAGGUAAUAGAGUCUUCCUCACCCUAAGGGCAGGGUAGAAGAGGGUGGUGUACAGGGAAUGGCCAAAUAGGCAACUUUCUUUGGCCCGUGUGCAUCUGUCCUGGAACUGCUGUUUACAAAAGCCAGGCUUUUGCCUGUUUGUUGCCAUCCCUCACCCUUUGCCAUUUCCCUUUCCAGAGAAUGUAAAUGAUUUUCAUGUUAGGCCAAAAUAAACAACUUAUAGGGUACAUAUGUUGUCAUAAAAGGUAAAAGUGAUGCAUGCCAAACCAAACUAAACUAAUUUGGAUUAUCUGCUGUUUGGGUAAUCUUCACAGAAAUGACUGAGAGAAGAAUCUGCAGUUUAUUGAGGGCAUUUCAGUUCCUCCUACCACCUCAACAGGACAUUGUCCAGACUCUCCUCCUCUUACCUUUGUGCCUUGAUUGUGGUUCUUUGUGGCAAGAUACUUUGGUUGGUUAAAAUAAUAUGGAACAAAGGAUCCACUGAAGUGA